Molecule: messenger RNA, 879 nt
Organism: Saccoglossus kowalevskii
Lineage: Eukaryota; Metazoa; Hemichordata; Enteropneusta; Harrimaniidae
Product: phenylalanine--tRNA ligase, mitochondrial-like
Biological process (GO): phenylalanyl-tRNA aminoacylation
Cellular component (GO): cytoplasm; mitochondrion
Molecular function (GO): phenylalanine-tRNA ligase activity; tRNA binding; ATP binding
Source: RefSeq, a predicted model, not a curated record
AUGGCGGAACAAAGGGUCAUUAUAAGAUGGCUGCGCCCAUAUCCAUUUGCAGGAGAUGUCUACAGAAGAGACACCAUUGAUUCAAGCCAUUAUCCAGUAUUCCAUCAAAUGGAAGGGGUCAAAUUAUAUAGUGAACGGGAGUUAUUCAAAAAUGUGAAUGAUCCUACAUCACUCAAAUUGUUUGAGAACGCAAGAAGAACAAGCGUGAAACAAGAAACACACACAAUGGAAACCGUCAAACUGGUUGAAUUUCAAUUAAAACAAACACUGACUGAAUUAAUGGAGCAUUUAUUUGGCAAAGAUAUUGAAACUCAGUGGAGUGAAGUGUAUUUUCCAUUCACUCAUCCUUCCUGGGAGCUGGAAAUUAAAUUCCAAGGAGAAUGGUUAGAGGUGUUGGGCAGUGGUGUCAUGGAACAAGAAAUACUCAACACUGCGGGUGCAGCUAAUAAAGUUGGUUACGCUUUCGGAUUAGGACUGGAAAGAUUAGCUAUGAUUUUAUUUGGUAUUCCGGAUAUCCGAUUAUUUUGGAGUGAAGAUGAGAGAUUCCUAUCGCAGUUUAAAGUAGAUGACCCAUAUGAUGUCAAAUUUAAGCCCUUCAGUCGGUACCCACAGCUACGUAACGACAUCUCAUUCUGGUGUCCAGAUGGCUAUCAUUCUAACGAUUUCUACGAUAUCGUACGUUCCAUCGGUGGUGACUUAGUGGAGCAGGUGACAUUAAUUGAUGAAUUUGUGCAUCCUAAGACUCAAAGACUGAGUCAUUGUUACACAGUAAUUUACAGACAUAUGGAGAAAACACUUACACAGAAAGAAGUGAGCAUUCUACAUGGUAAAAUUGCUACGGUUGCUGAGAAUAUGCUCGGAAUUGAAGUUAGAAAGUAA